Molecule: messenger RNA, 3610 nt
Organism: Solea solea (common sole)
Lineage: Eukaryota; Metazoa; Chordata; Actinopteri; Pleuronectiformes; Soleidae
Gene: gmppaa
Product: GDP-mannose pyrophosphorylase Aa
Exons: 13
Coding region: 87-1370 (427 amino acids)
Biological process (GO): biosynthetic process
Cellular component (GO): cytoplasm
Molecular function (GO): transferase activity
Source: RefSeq, a predicted model, not a curated record
AGCGGAAGCGGAAAUAGCUACAGAACAGCUGGAGGUAGUAGUUGUCAGUCAGGUUGUUUUCGUCUCAUAUCUCCUGCUGCCACAAGAUGUUGAAAGCAGUUAUUUUAAUCGGAGGUCCUCAGAAAGGCACACGGUUCAGGCCGUUGUCUUUUGAGGUUCCCAAACCUUUGUUUCCAGUAGCCGGUGUGCCCAUGUUACAGCACCACAUUGAAGCUUGUGUGAAGGUACCAAAUAUGAAGGAGAUUUUACUCAUCGGCUUUUAUCAGCCAAAUGAAGAACUAACCAGAUUCCUGGUUAAUGCACAGCAAGAGUUUAAAAUUUCUAUCAGGUAUUUGCAGGAGUAUUCAUCGCUGGGCACUGGAGGAGGAAUCUAUCACUUCAGAGAUCAGAUUGUCUCUGGCAACCCAGAGGCUUUCUUUGUUAUGAAUGCAGACAUCUCGUCAGCAUUUCCUCUCACAGAGAUGCUCACCUUCCAGAAGGAACAUGGAGAACCAAAUAGCUUUGUCAUCCUUGGCACAACGGCAAACAGAAAGCAGUCCUUGAAUUAUGGCUGUAUUGUUGAAAACGAGCAAACUAAUGAGGUCCUGCAUUAUGUAGAAAAGCCAAGCACAUUCGUGAGUGACAUCAUCAACUGCGGUAUAUACCUCUUUAACCAAGACAUCUUCCAGCAUAUCGGUGCAGUCUUCCAGAAGAAUCAACAGGACAUGUUACUAUAUCCAUAUGAUGGAGAGGAGCCAACCAAUGGCUGGCACAGAGCAGAAGCCAUCAGACUGGAGCAGGACAUUUUCACUGCCCUGGCAGGACAGGGCAAGCUCUAUGUGUAUAAAACACUCAGCUUCUGGAGCCAGAUUAAAUCUGCAGGAUCUGCCAUUUAUGCCAGCCGACUGUACCUCGACCAGUAUCACACAACCCAUCCUGAAAGACUGGCUUCAAAUAAAGAAGGAAGUCCCAAAAUAAGUGGUAAUGUCUAUAUCCACCCCACAGCCAAUAUUGACCCCACUGCACUGUUGGGUCCAAACGUCUCCAUUGGCACAGGAGUAACUAUUGGUGCUGGGGUCAGAGUUCGAGAAUCCAUCAUCCUACAUGGUGCAAAUCUCCAGGACCACUGCUGUGUUUUGAACAGCAUCGUGGGAUGGGAUAGCACCAUUGGCAAGUGGGCAAGAGUGGAAGGAACCCCAAGUGACCCAAACCCCAAUGAUCCCUAUGCAAAGAUAGACAGCGAGACCCUCUUCAGAGAAGGAAAACUCACGCCCUCAAUUACUAUUCUUGGUUGUAACGUGACUAUUCCCUCCGAGGUGAUUAUACUCAACUCAAUUGUCCUCCCUCACAAAGACCUGAACCGCAGCUUCAAAAACCAAAUUAUUCUCUAGCUAAUCUUCCUCGCUUGCUCCCAUUUGCUCUCGCUAUCACCGAUGAAGGAUGCGGCUGAACGACCGCUAGCACUGCCUCUGAGUUACUGUAUAUAAGAUGUCAAAAAUAGAGAUAUGGGACGUUCAUGAAAUAGUUUUUGAAAGAUGGAUUUUUAUAUAUUUGUCCUCGGGCCUUAUGCAUCAUUGGGUGUCAGCAGAAUUAGAGAUCGGCUAAUUGUGCACGUUGGUUCACCUUGAAAAGUGCUGCCGUGCCAGAGGUUGAUAUUGUUUUUUAUAUUAACUUUGCCGAACUGUAAAAUUGCUGCAGACACUGUUUGGUUGGGUGUAAUAUAAUGCCUCUAGAAGGACAUCAUUGACAAACUUGAGACAGAAAUGACUAGAAAAUAAAUGAUUAUUUCUGUUGGAGGUGAUUAUUUAUGUGGAACUCUGAUUAAAACCUUUUAAGUAUCUUCAUUGUUAGUCUAAAAAAACCAACUAUCAAUCAUAAGUAGGCCCGAGAUUUAGAUUGCAAUCAACUAAUCAAGUAAUGUUGGCUUUUAAAAUGCUCUUAGCAGGGAGCCUCAGAACUGUAAGCAGCAACAGCACAUACUUAAUUUGUGCAUCUGCAAUCACUGGUGGAACUCUUCAAUUUAUGGAUCGAGCAAUUUAGCAUUUACAUAUUAAGCCGUAGACGUCUUAUGUUCGCUUCUGCAGUUUUGUUUCAAUUAUUGCUAAGAGUGUGUCUGUUUAGGAGUGCUGGAGAUUUUGAUACCGGAACUGCAGCUUAAUAUGAUUUUAAUCAAGGCGCCUCGCAAACUACUCUCAAGGUAUUUUAAUUAACGAUGAGUAUAUUUAGGGUUUCACAUGUAGCUGCUCGUCCUUUUAAAUAGAUGCAGGUGAUGACUUUAAAAACCGGCCUCAUGUCAGUCUAUUCGUUACUGUGCAGUGUUGCCAAAUGGAAAAUACAGAAUUAUCGUACAAAUAUCAUCAUACACACUGAAACAACUUGCAAAAGUGCCAGAAUACUACAUUUAAUAGCAAAAUGAUACUAUUACUACACAGAGCUUUCGCCAUUUGAAUAGAAAGCAACGGCUCAUUCCUUCACACAGUAAACGGUCUAUGCAUCACACAGUGACCACAUCCUAUCUUACCUUCAAAAUAAAAGCCAAAAGAUCAAGUAACUCAGAAAAAAAACAGCCUACAAGAUGAUUAUGAUGAUUCACAAAUGAUCGUACAUUUGGCCUUUUUAGAAAUUGCUGAUCGCACAUCGUACAACGUGUGAAAUUAUCGUACAAAUACGAUAGUUAUCGUACAUCUGGCAACACUGUUAUUGUGUUUCAUCACACCAUGAGGAUAAAAGGAGCUCAUACCUCCCAGCUGCUCACACGAAAAGGCGAUUCUAAUUCUAAUUUAUUUAAUCAAAAAUUAUUUUGCAAUCACAGUGGGGGUAAAGCUUGAGGAUUUAAAUACCAAUAGCAUUGACUGAAUUCUUAUCAACAACAUGCUUUUAAAAGCUUGUUCAGGGUUGUUUGGUAUUGUUAGUUUUUUUUUGUCUUUUUCAUUUGCCUCAUGAGCGGCAAACCAAGUCAGCGCUGGUCUUCGAAACAGGUCAGCAGAGGAAGCUCAAGAGUGGGGAUGUGGUUAUUAAAAGAAGUGAACACACGGGUCAGAGUGACAUAAGCCAUAAGGAGGGAAAGAUUGGAAAGGUGACAUGUUGACAGAAGUUGGAUUCAAUCCCCCCCCGUCCUGACUCAUGAAGAGCAUCUCAUCUUUGCGGAAUCAGAUUACGUGUCAGCUGCCAGGCAGUGUGUGUACCCAUCUUUUUGCUCCUUUGGUCUGUGAGCUUUUCUUUAUUUUUAUUUUUAUUUUGUUUUGUUUAAUUGAUUCCUUUUAUGAAGAAUGUUGUAAUUAUGACUUAUUUAUUAGAUUGAUCAUGUCGAGGAAAUGGGUUUCCAUGCUGUAUGUAUGUUAGGAUUUUGUCCACAUUCUGUAUAUUUGGCUGAUAGUGCAGAGUCUAUAUAAGUGUUGAGUGGAAAAAAAAUGAAUGUGUCUAAGGUAUGAGAAAUAUGGAGCGAGGUCUGCAUGUAGAAUAUGAAUCUACAUUGCUGUUGCGAUUAUGUGUUCUUAUAUUUCUUCAACAUUGUACUGAUAUGUCCUGCUAUGGAGGGUGUGACCCCGCCUAUCGGCCUCUGUCAACUGAGAUUGGCACAGUGCCCCCCGCGACCCUCAUGUGGAGAAUAAAGCGGUAGAAAAAGGAUGGA